UUAUAAGCAAUUAAAAAUUUAAAAUAAAAUUUACGAGAUUUAAUAAAAAUAUUUUCAUUGAAAUGUAAAUAGCAUUAAAAAAAUAAAAAUUGAGGAAAAAUAAUAAGUUCAUAUUAUAUUCAAUGGAUUUAUAUUGUACGAGUUUCUAAUUAAUAAAAUUGUAAGACUUUGAGUAUCAGUAUUUUGUAACAGAAUGGAGGAAAAUGUAAAAAUGGAAAACCUUGAUCCAACUUUUAUAUCAAGGAAUUUUUUAAAUUAUCGUACAAAAAAUGAAGAAAAUUCAUCAAAAUUUAAUGAGAUGAAAGAGGAUGAAAAGUUUUUCCUAUUUCAUGAAAACUGUGUUAACACAACUGGAGCAGAUAGUGCAUAUCAAUCAGCUUAUAGUAAUUUGUCAACUCCGACUUCUAUAUUAAGUUCAUCACAAUUUUCUACAUACUCAUCAUCAAUUACCCAAUCGUUUAAUUCAACAAAAAACUCAUACAAAUCUCAAUCGAAUAUUUUUGAAGAUAAAUUUGGGAGUUCAAUUAGCAAAAAUGACUUAUUGACUUUGACACCAGUAACACAAAAUGCAAAACGUAUAUCUGCGUUCCAUAUAACAACACCGAGAAGUGAUUCACAUUUAAGUUGCAUUACCAAACGACCAUCUAAUUAUUCUCUUGUUGAAUUUCAAAGCACACCCAAAAAACUAAAAUCAUCUAAUUGUGAUAUAUAUUCCACUCCACAAAAGCAUAAAAAGGAAAAAGGUAACCUCUUUAAAAGAUUACAUUCAGCACCAGACUUCGAAAAUAAUUCAAAAGAUGAUGAUAUUAAGUCAUGGAAAACGCCAGCUCAAUCAACACCUAAAAGAAAUCCUUUACAGCCUAUUCAACAAAGAGGCAGUAGUACACCGAAAAAUACGCCAAUAAAUACAUUAAAACGAAAUUUGCUUACGACACCAUUAAACAAAAUUAACGAAAACUCUUUGAAUGAUCUACUAAAUUGUUCGAAUGACGCUUUUGAAUCAAUUUUAAAUUCGGAUGCUUUAAAUUCACCCAGGAAAACAAAGCUUGUUACUGUUAAAAGACUUAACAAUGUCCUAAGUGAUGAAAAUAAUUUAAUAAAUUGUGCACUAGAAAUAAAUAAGAAAGCUUCAUGUAAAACGUUUCGUCGAUUCUUAAAAUUUAGCAGUCAAAACAAUUCGUUAUCUAUUUUAAACGACGAUAAAUCAAUAUUAGAAAAUGAAAACGUUCAAGCUUUUGCAGUCAUGCCGAACAAACGAAAAACUCAUCCGGCAAUCCAUUCCGUCAUUCAAGAUCGGUUAAAGGCUAAAAAACGUAUAAAUGCAGAACGAUUAGCUGAAUUAAAUGGGAAAAACUUAGAAGUAAAUUUUGAAAAAAGUAAAAAUACACCUGAUCAACUUUGCCAGUCGAAUAAAAAUGAGAUCGUGAAUAACAUUUCAUUUCAAAAUAAUUCAAUCGAUAAUUCAAAAAAGAUCGAUAUUAAUUCAAGCCCUAAAUGUAUGAAAAUUAAGUUGAAAAAUUUCAUAACUGAAACUCCAGUAAAUUCAACACAAAAUAUAAACAUGGAUAUAACACCACCUUGUAAUGAAUCUAAGAAUAUUGUAAUUUCGAAUAUUGAAAGUUGUGAUAUGGAUGUAAGCCCAAUUGAAACUAAUUUUCAAUUUAAAAAAUUAGGUGAAACUGAUCUUAUGAAUGAAACAAAAUUACACUUAAUUGAGGAGAACUCUUUAGAUGAUUUCAUGCCACUGACGCCACCUUUAAAUAAAUUUGGGAAAGAUGACGAUUUUAUCUAUUUGGAAAACAGUGCAGAAAAUGGUGAAUUGGAAAAAUCUUCCCUAACAACACCCCCCCGCACGUCAAUCAGAUCAACUUCAACUUCAUCACAAAAAUGUUCUUUAUUUUCGAUUGAUAAAGAAAGAUUUGAAAUAUUAUAUCCGACAAUACCAGAAACUCCUAAAAAAAAAUUCAAAAAUAAUAGUCCGAAAAAAUCACCAAAAAAAAACAAAAAAAUUAUAAUAAAAUCUAAACCACAUACAAAUAGAAUCUUUUAUAAUGGUUGUACAUAUUUAAAUAUAAUUGGAAAACUAGAAUUGUACACAAUUGUAUUAGAAAAAAUUUUUUAUUAUUUAUCUGAUGAGGAUUUGUUAAAUUUAUCAAUGACAACAAAAGUUUAUCGUAGAAUUCUUCAUGAUAAUUAUAAAACGAAUCUAAGAUUAAUUAAAUUUAUAAGAGAUUAUAAGGUACGUAAAGAGAACUAUUGCAAGCAAUCUCAUUUUGAUAAUAUAAACAGUUGUAAUGAUAAUAUAAACAAUUACAAUAAUAAUUACAAUAAAAUCAAGCCAUUCACAUUGCACAAUGAAAAACUGCUAUCUAAACGAGACUCUAAAAAUAAUUUAGUACACGAUAAAUCUUUAAAUAAAUCGCCUACUGCAAGUCCUUCAAAGCGCAAAUUCCACGAAUAUCAAAAGAUAAUUAAAAAUCUUUCAAAUAACGAAAAUAUGGGAAAAUGUCCACGCUGUGCGAUGGCAAGUUAUAUUAUAAAUCAACCACCUUUAGAUUCAUUUCCAGAAUUGGAUGCAUCAAUACUUAAUAAUAGGGAAAUAAAAUUCAAAAACAUCAAUAAUGAUACAUUAAAAUCGAUACAAUCACAGCAAAAACAACAAUAUUUUUUUCAAACAAUAGAUGAGGAAAAUAAAAAUCUAACAACAGAUUUAUUAAGAAGAUCUAGUUUAAAAACACAUUCUGUUACACAAAAUUCGAAUAAUGAAAAAAUGAAAUUAAAAAAAGCAUUUUCUGUUGAUUCGUGGCAAGGACAAUUAAGAAAAAAUCGUUUAUUACAGGAAAUAUCAAAAUUUCAACCAUAUGGCGAAUGCACAUCAAUUAAAUGUAAAUUUAAAUAUUGUUUAGAAUGUUUCUGUGAUUAUCAUCCCAUGGAAAAAUGUAAAUUAACAGCAUCAGUUUCACCGUCAAAGGAGGAUGUGCAAAAUGGUAUUUUAGAAAUAAUGAAAUCACCAAAAAGAAACAAUUCUGGAAUAAAUUAUAAAUCUAGUGGAUCACGUAAUUUAAAUAUGAAAAGAAAAUCUUUAAAACGUUUAUGCUUUAAUUAGAAUAAAUUUCUUUAUUAUAUUUUUAUCUUAUGUUUACAUUAGAUCUUAAAUUUAGUAUAAAUGAAGUAUUUUUUUUCUCAUUUUUUUUUUUAUUUUUUUUAAAAUCACCUCAUAUUUGAAUUUCAGAAAUUUAAAUUUUUGAAAUAAAAUUUAAAUUCAGAUAAAUUUUUCCAUAAUUUCAAAACACAAAAAUAAAAUACGAAUAUUUUUUUAAAUGUAUUUUAAAUUAUUAUAUUUUUUUAAUAUUAUAAAGGCGAGAACAGUUUUGUCGUUUUAAGAAUUUUAAUAAUUAAGAAAUUUUUAUAUUUCGUGUAUAUUUAUUUUAUAUGUAAGUCGAUGUAUAUGAAUAUUUAUCAGCUCUCAUUACUUUUAGUUAAAAUUAUUUUCAAUUAAAUAAAAUAUAAAAUAGGAAUCUUUGUAAUGUGUUUAGGAAUUUUCGUACAAAUUUAAAAGAAACAAAUAAUAUCAAAAAAUAUAUUAUUUUCAUUUCUUGUAUUUAUUUUUGUAUUAAUUUUUAUUAUAUGUAUGGCUAUUAUGAAUUAUUUGUUU
Molecule: messenger RNA, 3655 nt
Organism: Condylostylus longicornis
Lineage: Eukaryota; Metazoa; Arthropoda; Insecta; Diptera; Dolichopodidae
Gene: Rca1
Product: M-phase inducer phosphatase
Exons: 5
Coding region: 194-3106 (970 amino acids)
Biological process (GO): regulation of mitotic nuclear division; negative regulation of meiotic nuclear division
Cellular component (GO): nucleus
Molecular function (GO): protein binding
Source: RefSeq, a predicted model, not a curated record